AACCUUUCCAAUUUUAAAAAUCGAUUAGGUCCGCGCGAUGAGUUGGACUGGCGUGACGUCACGAUGGAAGCCGAGCAAAUUGUAGGCUACCCCACAUCGUUUCUGAAUCUGCGCUGGCUGCUAAAUGACGAGAUUGCUAACACUGCUAUACAUUUGAGGAAAUUGGUCGGCACCAACCACCCCUUACUCAAAUCUGCCAAAAAUCUGUUGAUCGGAUCCAAAAGCAACCUCCAAUCUGUUGGCCUGGUCAUUCUGCUGGUCUCUAAAGCCGCUGGCUUCGACAGUAGCAAGUACACUGGCGAUUAUCAUGACUCAGGAGUCCUACACUCACAACGAGCCCUCGCUGAGAUAGUAGAGAUGAAGAGAACGGGCCACUUGAUACAUAAAACAAUGGCUAAUCUUCAGGAUAAAGAAAAAUGCGGUGAGAAGUAUAAGGACUUGCUGUAUGGAAACAAGAUUGUGUUACUCACUGGCGAUUACCUCUUAGCCAAGUGUCUACAGCAUCUGGGUGGAUUGAGGAACAAUGACGUCACGGAGCUCAUCUCGACUGGUUUAAGGGAUCUAGUGGAAGGCGACUUUAUUGGAGACCAUGAUGACGAUCAUAAGCCCUUACCGAGUAAGCCUAAAGCCACCAAUGAAGUAAUCAGAAACUACCUUUGGGAGUGCGAGGACAACUUAGCCAAACUGGGAUCCAACACCUUUCUGGGUCAAGGCAAAGACGAAUGGCUCUUACGAACUAUGCUCACAUCUGGCAGCUUACUUGGCAAGGGUUGCCAGGGCGCUAUGAAACUCGCGUUCAAGGGAGAGCAGUUCGAACGGGACGCGUACAAGCUGGGUGGACAUUUAGCCAUCAUGUGGCAACUCUACCUCGACAUAAAGGACUUCUUUACUCACCCAUAUUCAUACUCCUUGGUGGGCGCGCCAGUGAUUAUAGCUAUGUGGGAGUAUCCGUCUCUAUAUGGUCACAUAUGGUCAGCAUCAGUUGAGAAACGACCCAUAGAGUACAAGCAGUUGUAUUACGCGGUAAGAGGCACCAGAUCUAUGGAUUAUAUAACGACGUUUCUAGACGAGGAGCUAGCUGCAGUCCUGAAGUAUAGCGACAAAUUUCCAGUGGAAGAUGCGAAGUUAGCGCUCCAAAAAAUGGCGUUGACCAUACAUGGAGAAACGUUGCAAUAUAUGGAGAAAUAA
Molecule: messenger RNA, 1188 nt
Organism: Zerene cesonia (dogface butterfly)
Lineage: Eukaryota; Metazoa; Arthropoda; Insecta; Lepidoptera; Pieridae
Product: all trans-polyprenyl-diphosphate synthase PDSS2-like
Exons: 5
Biological process (GO): ubiquinone biosynthetic process; isoprenoid biosynthetic process
Cellular component (GO): mitochondrion; transferase complex
Molecular function (GO): prenyltransferase activity
Source: RefSeq, a predicted model, not a curated record